Molecule: messenger RNA, 1937 nt
Organism: Zophobas morio
Lineage: Eukaryota; Metazoa; Arthropoda; Insecta; Coleoptera; Tenebrionidae
Product: zinc finger protein OZF-like
Exons: 8
Coding region: 50-1678 (542 amino acids)
Cellular component (GO): nucleus
Molecular function (GO): zinc ion binding
Source: RefSeq, a predicted model, not a curated record
AACCUCACAUAACCUAGAAAAUUCCUUUUUUAAUAUUUUAUUUCACGAAAUGAAACUCGACAAGAUUUGUCGGACGUGUUUACUGGAAAAGGCAGGCCUGAAGCCCCUUUUCGGAGCAUGCGUUGCCAACAUGCUAAUGUCGUGCGCCUCAAUUCAGGUAAUCGAGGGUGAUGGACUCCCAGGACAAAUCUGCACCCAGUGCUUACAAAUGGUCAACCGCGCCUACAGUUUUAAACAACAGUGUGAAAAGUCAGAUGCUUCGCUUCGACAGUACAUAAAUAGUGUGGGGCUGCAAACCGUAGCACUACAAAAUGAGCCGAACAUAAUGAUCAGUGACAUGAAGGCCGACCAGUUGUUUGGUAGCAGCGAAGUCCUACAACAGUCGUCGAUUUUUCAGGAUAUUUUCAACGAUGCGACGUCACAUUCUUUGGUGGAUAAUUUUGGAAAUCAGAACGCUAGCACUGUGGUUUCUGAUUUGGCGGAAACUAUGGAAAGCUUGCAGACCAUAGCAGAGCAGUGUUUACCGGAAACGUGGGAAACGGAUACUCAGAUCAUGUCUUGCCAGAGCACGUCGCAAGAAACCACCAACUGUAGCACAUUUGAUUUAAAUUUAUACCGGUGCCAAUUCUGUGAAGACAUUUUUAAAGAUGAAUGGAGUCUCGGCGAACACAUCAAAAUCCACACAGGCCAAAGCAAAUAUUUUUGUUCAAUUUGUGGAAAAGUGUGCACCACUCCUGUAAUGCUGGACAAACACGUCAUGGACCACUCCAUUGACAAAGCAAAUUUCGAAGAAAAGAAACUCUGUAACACGAAUUUUAUGUGUAACAUUUGUGACCAAACUUUCAGCGACGAAAAGUUCCUAAAAAAGCAUUUGAAAGAGAUACAUUUUGGGGCGCUUGAUGAUUUGACUGACGGUGAACGAAAGCACGUGUGUACAAUCUGUAACAAAAGUUAUAAACAAAAUAAGUUGCUUGUGAUGCAUAUGAGGUCACAUACGGGUGAAAGACCCUUAAGUUGUGAGGUGUGUGGGCGCACUUUUGCACUACCGAGCUCGUUGUACAAACACAGGAAUAUUCAUUGUAAUGAGAAGAAGUUCGGGUGUAAUAUUUGUGGAAAGAAGUUUAAUCAGUCGUCGAAUCUAACCUCACAUUUGCGGACUCACACUGGGGAAAAACCGUACAUUUGUAACUUGUGUGGAAAAGCGUGUGCUUCAAGUGUAAAUCGUGACAUUCAUAUGAGAAUACACACCGGGGAAAAACCGUAUAAAUGCGUUAGGUGUAAUAGCGCUUUUGCUACAAGUACUCAAUUAAAAAAACACACCAUGAAACACACCGGGGAAAAACCGUAUCAUUGCUGGCAGUGCGGCAAAGCUUUCAGACAGAAAGAAACUAGGGACACUCAUGUUCGUUACCAUACGGGUGAAAGACCAUAUGCGUGUACCCUGUGUCCUAAGAAGUAUAUAGCGGCAAGCCAUUUGCGGGUGCACAUGAAAAAUCACAAUAACGACAGGAAGUAUCAUUGUCACAUUUGUAUGAAGAAGUUUGUAGAGGCGCGAAUUUUGAAAAGUCAUAUUUUGACGCAUACUGGGCAAAAACCGUAUUCGUGUGAGUAUUGCGGGAGCCAGUUUUCGCAGUCUGGGUCCUUGAAUAAUCACAUAAAAAACAGACACAGGCAAUAAUAAUGUCAAUGAAAAAUACUGUGAAAAGUCAACACAAUCUGUCAUGUAGGUAUUGGCCAGUGGCGUAUCAUUUGUGUUUUGAAAUGGGGGCUUUCUAAUGAAUACCCAUGAAAUAUGAAACGGCGGAAGGAAACAUUAUUGGGUGAAAUUUUCAAGCGCUUACAAAGAAUAAUGAAUGUGGUCCGACCGAUUCUUUCGUUUCAUAACCUACAGAGUACGAAAAAAUAGGUCUCCCAUUUUCGUCUGUCUGUCUGUCUGU